CUUUUAGUUGACCGUACUAGAGACGGACCAACGGGAGAAACAAAUCCGACUGUCACAGACUCUCAACGAUAAGGGAUUAAAAACGACGCCGUCGCUGAAAUACUUUACAAAUAUUUAUCCGGCAGCUUCUCUGCGUUCGCAUUUAAUAUCUUUCACACGGAUCUACGGCGCUCGUCGUGUCUGGCGUUACGCUAUAGACAACAAUAACAAUGGCUUCUGGGUCGCCGUCCUCCUCCCCGGACACUGCGACGGGCUCAGGUACAGACCCAGCCCGCCCCGAUACAGGGGAGCCCCUCGGCGGAGCAGGUUCAGACUCUGAUUCGGACCUGGGCUUGGGAAAAUUUGACUGCAGCGCCAUGGAAAUGGGGGACCGGCUGGAGGGAGAGGAGCUGGAGAGGGAGUUUGAUUCGGCAGCCGACCGCGUACGCGAUCUGAUUCAGACGGCCAGCAGGGACCAGCUGCUGUACCUGUACGCUCGCUACAAACAGGUCAAAGUAGGAAAGUGCAAUACUCCGAAGCCUGGAUUCUUUGACUUUGAAGGACAGAGAAAAUGGCAAGCCUGGAAGCAGCUUGGAGACAUGGAUGCGGAGCAGGCAAUGCAGGAGUACAUUUCCUGUGUCAACGUGUUAGACCCUGAAGGCAGCACCAAGGAAAGACAAGGAGCAGAAAGGAGAACAGGCUUCGGAGGAGCAGCAGUCAGCUCUCUAUACCAGGAGGAGAUGAUCAGGGAAGAGGAUAAGAACAUCUUUGACUACUGCAGAGAAAACAACAUCGACCACAUCAGCAAGGCCAUCAGCUCCCAGAAAGUGGAUAUCAAUACUAAAGACGAAGAGGGCCGGGCUCUCCUGCACUGGGCUUGUGACAGAGGACACAAGGAGCUGGUGUCUGUAUUACUGCAGCACAAAGCAGACAUCAACAGUCAGGAUAAUGAAGGACAGACAGCGCUACAUUAUGCAUCUGCGUGUGAGUUUGCCGACAUUGUGGAACUUCUGCUGAACUCUGGAGCAGACCCGUUCAUCAAGGACAUGGAGGGCUCUCUCCCUGAGGAGGUCACUGAAUCCAGCGCCAUCUCCACUCUCCUACGCCAGUACACUGCUCCGAAAGGCUAGAUCACCUUUACCUACCCGCCACCCCUGUCCUAGUCUCAUACCCGCUCCACUCAGUCACCCAGCCUGCCCACCAUCCUUCCUUCCUUCAACCCUGAAGUUUUAUUUGAUUUUAUUUCCAAAUACUUGUAGUGAGUUUGAUUUCAUUGGCCUAGCUUCAUGGAAGGGUGUAAACACUAGCCCUCCCAUUUGAUAAGACACAUGAAAUGAAACCCAUUGCAUGUCUUUUCAUCCAUCAAAAUACUGCAUAUUGACUGUAUCUGCCCAGUAGGUUUGGGUGAUAUUAUGAUUACUGUGAAAUGAUAGAGAUCUGUCAGCUGGUAGAGAUUUUGCUAUACUGACAUAGCUAUACCUUUAAUUAUCUUUUGUGCUGUAAGACCUUUUUCAGGACUGCUUAUUGGCAAUAUUAGGUUGAUAGGAUUUGUACAUCAAUGUGAUGAAGUAUCUGAUUUUGUCAGGUAUUUAAGUCACUGGAGGAACCAAAAACAGACAUUCCCAUCCACUUAUUUUAUCCAUGAUCAGUAUAAAAUUCCAAGAAAUUCAUGAUAUCACAAUACUUAUCGCAAUAUAAAAUGAUGUAUACUGUAAAAGAAGAUACAUAUCACCCACUCCUGCUGACCAGGCCUGAUGACCAGCCGGGUCUUUUAGUCUUGGUCAACCCUCUCUGAUGGUUUACAUUAGUGCAGGUUUGUUCACGGUUCAGUUGUGUUACAUUCUAAGGAAUGCUUUAAGCAUUUGACAUAUAUCAUCAUUAAAGUCAUCUACA
Molecule: messenger RNA, 1872 nt
Organism: Toxotes jaculatrix (banded archerfish)
Lineage: Eukaryota; Metazoa; Chordata; Actinopteri; Toxotidae
Gene: acbd6
Product: acyl-CoA binding domain containing 6
Exons: 8
Coding region: 210-1109 (299 amino acids)
Molecular function (GO): fatty-acyl-CoA binding; protein binding
Source: RefSeq, a predicted model, not a curated record